GUGGGUCAUGGUGACAAGAAAAACGAGUCAUGGUGGCCUAAGAUGCAGACUCGUGAAGAGCUAGUGGAAGCUUGCAGUAUUGUGAUAUGGACAGCUUCAGCACUGCAUGCAGCUGUUAAUUUUGGACAAUACCCUUAUGGAGGUUUGAUCUUAAACCGUCCAACUAUCAGUAGGCGAUUCAUGCCCGAGAAGGGUUCUGCUGAGUAUGAGGAGCUGAAGAAGAGCCCUCAGAAGGCUCUCUUGAGGACCAUUACACCAAAGUUUCAGACCCUUAUUGACCUUUCAGUGAUAGAAAUAUUGUCAAGGCAUGCUUCUGAUGAGAUCUAUCUGGGUGAAAGGGACAAUCCAAAUUGGACAUCUGAUACAAGGGCCUUGGAGGCUUUCAAAAGGUUUGGGAAGAAGCUCUCAGAAAUUGAGAAGAAACUCUCAGAGAGAAACAAUGACGAGAAACUGAGAAACCGCCAUGGACCAGUUCAGAUGCCUUAUACUCUGCUCUUCCCUUCUAGUGAUGAAGGCUUAACUUUCAGAGGAAUUCCAAACAGUAUCUCCAUCUGAAGACAAGGAAUCUGAAUCCUUCUUCCAAACCUACUGUGUUGUUUAAUAAAGUCUUUCGUGUUCGACCUUAAUAAAAGCAAAUGUACUUUUAAAGUUUUUUCAAACAAUAAAGCCAGAGUUACUACUUCUUGCAAUAUGGCUGGCUACUCUUGUAAUCUGGAACAAAACUAAAAGAUGGGUUUCACAAAAUCCAUGAUGUUUGGACUUA
This is a messenger RNA of Vigna angularis (adzuki bean), 763 nucleotides long. RefSeq names its product seed linoleate 9S-lipoxygenase-3-like. Gene Ontology annotation, molecular function: metal ion binding; oxidoreductase activity, acting on single donors with incorporation of molecular oxygen, incorporation of two atoms of oxygen. The record is from RefSeq and is a predicted model, not a curated record. NCBI's taxonomy places the organism in Eukaryota, Viridiplantae, Streptophyta, Magnoliopsida, Fabales, Fabaceae. Gene Ontology annotation, biological process: lipid oxidation. The transcript has a single exon. Bases 43 to 555 code for a protein of 170 amino acids.